This is a messenger RNA of Necator americanus (New World hookworm), 408 nucleotides long. RefSeq lists its product as uncharacterized. The transcript has a single exon. The coding region runs from base 1 to 408 and encodes 135 amino acids. NCBI's taxonomy places the organism in Eukaryota, Metazoa, Nematoda, Chromadorea, Rhabditida, Ancylostomatidae. The record is from RefSeq and is a predicted model, not a curated record.
AUGUCGCAAGGUGGCUCCGUUUCACCACAGGUUGGCCGACGACCUGUGGUGAAAGCUAAGCUCGCCGUGGCAUGGCUGCUUAGUUUGGGGAAAUGUCUUUUUGCCACUCCAGCAUAUACACUGCCUCAGUACCCUGCACACUGGGCCCUGCCGUCUCAGACGUUGGACGGUAUGACGACCGGUGAGAGGCGAUCAAAUCUCAGGUUGCUCAGGACGUCAUUGAUUCUGGACCAAGGCGACACACGCAUGACUAGCCAUGGAGACUGUCUCAGACUGUGUAUCUACAACGCGAGAACAGUGUCCACAGACGCUGACCUACUUACCCUUCUCGGAGCUGCAGAGCAUAUCACAUUUCACGUGAUUGCAGGAGACCAAAUGCAGAAGAAACGACGUUUGACAGACGAAUGA